Molecule: messenger RNA, 874 nt
Organism: Saccostrea cuccullata (small rock oyster)
Lineage: Eukaryota; Metazoa; Mollusca; Bivalvia; Ostreida; Ostreidae
Exons: 3
Coding region: 125-454 (109 amino acids)
Source: RefSeq, a predicted model, not a curated record
ACCUCUUAUGCACAACAGUGGAGUAUUUGCUACGGAAAAAGAACAUUUGCUUCCCAAAACAUACUGAUUUCCUUAUGCGAAAAAACAGCUAGAUACAUCAGAGUUACCAUAUGGCAUCCUAAAUAUGGAAUUAGGGGUUCUCUACCUGAAAUAUGUGAAAUUCAAGUUUAUGGAUGCCUUCCAGGACAUUAUGGUAAAAAGUGUACUCCUUGUAGCAAGAACUGCCGCGGAGGGACCUGUGGUGGAAGUAACGGUAAAUGUAUCGAUGGAUGCAUUCCAGGGUAUUAUGGAGAUUUCUGUGAUCGGAACUGCAGUGAUUACUGUGCUCAUAGCAUUUGUAAUCACAAUUUGGGCACAUGUCGGUGGGUCCUCGGAUGGAAGCCUCCAUAUUGUAAUGAAAGCUGCAGCUCUAACUGUGUAUACAACGAAUGCGAUGAAAAUGAAAACUGUGUAAAGGCUUGUGUUCCGGGAUACUGGGGACAUAAAUGUCAGGAAAUCUGCCCAUCGAAGUGUCAAAUGGGGUGCGAUAGAGUAAGCGCAGACUGUAAAUCUUGUCGCGACGGGUACUGGGGGAUAAAAUGUGAAAGGGAAUGUUUAUCGAAGUGUUCAGAACUAAAGUGUUCUAAGAAAUCGGGAUACCGAUUCUGUAUAGGUUGCCUUCCCGGUAACUAUGGAAGGUACUGUGAUCAAGUAUGUGGAAAUUGCAGUACUAAUUCCUGUGAUAAAUACAGUGGAAAUUGUGGCGCCUGUAACACAGGCUUUUACGGAGCAAAGUGCAAUGUACCAUGUCGCAUCACCUGCCGGCAUCAAGAAUGUGGAAAAACACAUGGACAGUGUAGUAAUGGUUGCGAAAAUGGAUUUUAUGGUCCAUUUU